Neurospora hispaniola is the source of this 1131-nucleotide messenger RNA. RefSeq lists its product as uncharacterized. Gene Ontology annotation, biological process: secondary metabolic process. Gene Ontology annotation, molecular function: carboxy-lyase activity; hydrolase activity. Bases 1 to 1131 code for a protein of 376 amino acids. The transcript is spliced from 2 exons. NCBI's taxonomy places the organism in Eukaryota, Fungi, Ascomycota, Sordariomycetes, Sordariales, Sordariaceae. Gene Ontology annotation, cellular component: cytosol; cytoplasm. The record is from RefSeq and is a predicted model, not a curated record.
AUGAAGACCAGAAUUUCAACCGCCAACCUGCUCCAGUUGCUGGUUCUUUUCCUUCCAACUCGGACUGUUCAGUGCCCUAGCGUAACACGUGCGCCCGCCCCUGAAAACAUGGCUACUCAACGAAUUGACGUUCACCACCAUUUUGUCCCGGAGUUUUAUGCACAAGCCUUACGAGCUAACGGUGGUGACCCCUCGGGAUGGUCCAUCCCGGACUGGAGCCUGGAGAAGGACCUGUCCUUCAAUGACGAGCAACGCAUAUCCUUUGCCUUUCUUACCAUCACUGCUCCCGGUGCUGAAAUUCUCCCCCUCGUCGAGCAGGCUGGCUUUUGUCGACAAGCUAACCAAGCGGCCGCCGAGAUCUGUGCGGCCCAGCCAGCCCGCUACGGCUUUUUCGCUACUAUUCCGUCCCUGCUUGACCCCGAGGCUGCCCAUACAGAGAUCAUCCACGCGCUGGAUGAGUUGCAGGCCGACGGCAUCAUCUUGUAUACUCGCUACGGAUCGGACAACCAUUAUCUAGGCCACCCGGACUUCCGCUCCACCUGGGACCUGCUCAACAAACGCCGCGCCACCGUCUUCGUGCACCCCACGCACCCCGUGGACAUCCACUGGGUCAACCCCUCGCUUCCGCAGCCCAUGAUUGACUAUCCUCACGAAACUACCCGUACCGCCGUCGACCUGAUUAUCUCGGGCAUUAUGCGUGACUACACCGACGUGAAGAUCAUCCUCUCUCACGCCGGCGGCACCUUGCCCUACCUGGCGCUGCGUCCAGCCGCGGUACUGCCGUACCUUCCCCCUUCGAUUGCGCCCCCCGUUGCAGCAGCAGCACAGGAGGGCCACCCGACUGACGUUACCAACCAGUUCAUGGAGGACGCCAAGCGGUUCUACUUUGAUACAGCAUUGUCGGCGGGCUCCCAUACUCUGUCGCUAUUGAAAGAGUUUGCGAAGCCGGACCACGUGCUGUAUGGUAGCGAUUUCCCUUAUGCGCCGUCACCCGCUAUUGCAGAUAUGAACGCAAGACUGGAUAGCUACGGCGCAAAAGACGAGGCGUUUGUCCAGUCCGUUGCGUCGGAGGCUGCGUUGAAGUUGUUCCCUCGUUUGAGUAACAUCUUAGCGAAGAAUCGCCACGCUUAG